Messenger RNA from Zygotorulaspora mrakii, 1128 nucleotides. RefSeq names its product FAD-dependent oxidoreductase. NCBI's taxonomy places the organism in Eukaryota, Fungi, Ascomycota, Saccharomycetes, Saccharomycetales, Saccharomycetaceae. Gene Ontology annotation, molecular function: FAD binding; D-amino-acid oxidase activity. Bases 1 to 1128 code for a protein of 375 amino acids. The transcript has a single exon. The record is from RefSeq and is a predicted model, not a curated record.
AUGUCGGAAAAUAUUGUUAUUGCAGGCGCCGGAGUUAUUGGGUUAACAAUCGCCCAUCAAUUGUUGCUGGAGGUACAAGAGAAAAAGCAACGUCCUCCAAAGCAGCUAUGUAUCAUUGCCAGAAAUUUCCCCAAAGAUGAACCAUUGACUCCUGAGUAUACAUCGCCAUGGGCCGGUGCACACUACAGACCAUUCCCACAUAGACAAGAGGCUUUUGAAAGCGAUAAAAGAGAGUCCGCAUAUACACGAGUAACUCAUAAAUUCUUUGAAAGGUUUGCGUUAGAACAUCCAGAGUCGACAAUUGAAUUUGUCAAAGGUAUCGACUUCCUAGAGGAGCCUUCAGAUCAGUAUUUGAACCUGGGAGAUGGUUACUCUAAAGAGUCUUUGAUAGAUUUUAAGACUCUCUCCAAAGAUGUAUUACCAAAUGGUGUUCGUUUAGGAUGUGAGUAUACAACGUGGUGUUUGAACGCACCCGUAUACCUACGAUUUUUGCAGCUUCAAAUUGAGCAAUUAUGCCGUAGAUUAGAGAUCCCGCUAAAACUUGAAAGGAUUACUUUAGAUUCCUUACAAGAGAUAACUUCGCUUUUGCCCAAUGUUACAACAAUUUUCAAUGCAACUGGCACUGGUUUACAGUAUCACGGGGGGAUCGAUUCUGCAGUCUCAAAAAUAAGAGGUCAAACUGUGUUGCUGAACGUCCCAAACCCCAAUACUAUCAAAUAUUCGAAACUGACUGUUACACAUCAGGGUAAAGACGGCUCCUGGACUUUUGUUAUCAAGAGACCCGCAAUUAAUGGUACUGCUCAGUAUAUCCUGGGAGGCACAAAGCAACCGGGGGACACUAGAGUCACACCUCGUGAAUCAGACACGCUAGCCCUUCUCGAGAAGGCACGUAUCUUGUAUCCCGAUUUAAUGUUCCCAGAUGGUUCAUUCGACAUUGUCAGAACCAAUGUCGGAUUCAGACCUGCUAGAACUGGCGGCAGCAGGCUGGAAACUCAGCAAGAGAUUACCCAACAUGGGAAUCUGAAAAUCGUGCACGCCUAUGGCCUAGGAGGCAUGGGGUAUGAGACCUCGGUUGGUGUCGCUAAACACUCUCUCAAGCUUUUCCAAGCGAAAACAAGCAAGUUAUAG